Messenger RNA from Danaus plexippus (monarch butterfly), 3796 nucleotides. RefSeq names its product CREB-regulated transcription coactivator 3-like. Gene Ontology annotation, molecular function: cAMP response element binding protein binding. Lineage: Eukaryota; Metazoa; Arthropoda; Insecta; Lepidoptera; Nymphalidae. Bases 90 to 1838 code for a protein of 582 amino acids. Gene Ontology annotation, biological process: protein homotetramerization; positive regulation of transcription by RNA polymerase II. The record is from RefSeq and is a predicted model, not a curated record. The transcript is spliced from 15 exons. Gene Ontology annotation, cellular component: nucleus; cytoplasm.
CCUGCUGUCUGACAGGCAGGCGCGUUUUGGUUCUAUGAGCCCAGAAAAUUGUGAUGUAAAAAGAGAAGAAUAAAUGUUUGUUGACUAUCAUGGCGAAUCCUAGAAAAUUUAGUGAAAAGAUUGCCCUUCACAAUCAAAAGCAGGCUGAGGAAACGGCCGCUUUUGAGAAAAUUAUGCGUGAAGUUUCCGACGCAACCAAUAAGGUGAACUCUAGCAAUCGCCGUUCGAAAAUGAAAGCACCGCCAGAACCGGAGAUUGUUGAACAAAUAGUCACAACACAAAGCUUGGGCACAUACAGGAGUGGUUCAUUGCCAAAUGUUGCUGCUCCUGAACCCCCACCAAGUCUGGAGACUACUAAGCCCGAAGAAACGACUCUAGCCACUCAGUACGUGCUUGGUAGGAGCGGGGGAGCCUCGCCAACCCCUCGAUCGCCCGGUCGGGGUCGGGCAUCCUCGUCUGUGGGGCCGAUGAGACGACCGGCAGACCGGAAACACGACACCAGCCCUUACGGAAGCACUGUAUAUUUAAGCCCGCCGCCCGACAGCAACUGGCGGCGGACUAACUCUGACUCCGCCCUCCACCAGUCGUGCGGCGAGCAGCAGACGGCCGCGCCGCCGCUGUCACCGCACCACCCUCUACACUCACACGCACACCCUCACCUGCACCCACACCAGAACCAUCGGAGAGCUGGCAACAUUAAUCUAGAUGUAUUAGCGACGUUAGGCAUGAGCCCCAAUAAUCGUCCGCGGUCGUCGUGUGAAAUACCUAGGAUACCUAACAAUAACAAUGUGUACGAGAGCGGUGUCGAUGCUAGCGGUGCGUUGUCCUGCGGAGAGCUGUCCGUGCCUGGCGGGUCACUACCGGACCUCACCUCAGUGCAUUACCCGCCACCCCACUACCUCACGAGAGCUUCACCCGACUACCAACCGAGAUAUAGCCCUACGUCACCGGGCGCGGUGUCCCCCGGAGGUGGCAGCGUGUCCCCCGCCACAGGGGGCCUGUCCCCCCAGUCCGGCUCCCCGGUAGGAGCCACUGUGCCGCUAGCGACGAUGCACGAACACCCUAUAUAUGAAACACAAAGUCACUUAUCUGUACCAAACACAAAUAAUUAUCUUCAUCAUAAUAAGAACAUGUCUCCGUUGAACCACAGCUGGAUGACGUCAAACUAUCAGUCGCACUGUAGUCCGCCGUCACAAUAUUCCUCCACCUCAAAUAUAAACAUACCCUCACCUACAAUGGUACACAGUCCUGGCAGUCCUGGCGAGUCACCUCAGACGGACUACACCAAUCUCCACCAGGCGCUGUUGCAGCCCUUUGAACAGAUCACCAUGCAAGGAGUUGAUUGGGCGCAGCUGGUGCAGAGUCUCGUGGAGUCGGGCUGGACCGCGCACGUCCACGUCCCGGAUAACCUCGACGCGCCGACGUCGAACUACAACACGACGUACAUCAACCACAGCUCACACUCGCAGCAGACGACGAAUUCAACGCACACAUAUACACAGUCGUCUCAGCCGUGUCACAGCGGUCACUCGUCGCCGUCCGUGGAGCCGAGACGUGCGCGGGACCCUGUGGCGGGGGGCGCGUACCCUCUGCAGCCGCUGCAGCCCCUCGCCUCCCCGCAACAACCACCCACACCCGCCACCCCCGCCUCCAUACCGGACAUCAUACUCACAGAUUACUCAGGCGAGUUAGACCCGGGUAUAUUCGGCGGCGAGGAGGCUCAGCUGAGGGCUGGGUUGGAUCUGGACGACCUGACGUUGCUGGAGGAACCGAGCUCGUUACUCCCGGACUCGUCCGUGGAACACGAGUUCCGCCUCGACCGCCUCGACCGUUUGUAGUACCGAGGCGAUCCUCUCAGAGGCCAGAGGCGAGGCAGAGGUGAGCUCGACUCCCUAUACUUCAUGACAAUUCGUUUCAAGUCUGAGCUAGUGAUUAUACCGUGUCGCCGCCCGUUUCUAUGUUAGCGACGGCGACGCUAACGACACACAUUCCCAGCGUGUGAGUGAGCGCUCCACGGACGAUGUAUCGUUGCGAGUGCUGGUGUUCAUUGUGGUUUUAAAUGUUUUACUCAUGUUUUUUUUUCAACUCGGUGGCAUAGGUACGUUUAGAUUUAGAUUUUUCUAUACAUAGUCUACGAUAAGUCUAUCGAAAAUCCUUGUACAGAGUUAUAUAUAUAUAUUUUUUAAUAUUAAGUAUUGUAAAUAUGUACUCGAAUAUCAUUAGAUUUUUUUUAUAUAUAUUUUUCUGAUUCGAUAGUUUAAUUCUAUACGAGACCGAGUCGGUUGUAUUGUAAAUAAAACUCUAAAGUGUUCACGUUAUAAGGUCGCAUUUAAAACGCUAAUGUUGCAAGCUAGUGUAUACGGUCGUUGUGUCGAUUGUAUAGUUUUUUCCCGAAAUCAUUAUAAAUAUUACAAAUUAAUUUUCUUAUUCAUCGAUUGCUCAAUUGACUGUACUUUGAUCCUAAUCACCACCUACAGUUGCCACGUACCACAUUUUUGGUAUUUGAUAAUCUCUCAGCACAGACAUACCAGAAAUCGGUUCAGUUUUCGUACGGAAGUAAUGUUAUUAUUGUAAAUAUGAUACAUAAAUAAUUUUUUUAUAAGCUUCUGUCGCAAACAUAUCUAUGUGUUAACGGGCGUGUGAUCGUGAGUACUGUGGUCAAUUUUUUCAAUGUCCAAAUGCGUGUUAUAAUUGGAAUUAUAUAUAUAUAUAUUAUAAAAAAAAUCUGUUAGUCUCUAUAGAUGUUGACGAAAAUUUUGCAUUUUCUGUAGUGGAACUACAACCGAAGUUAAACUUUACUAUGUAAGUAUCGAAAUAUUUAGUUUUAAGUGGGUCGCUGUGCUCGCGACGCGUGAGGGUCACGAGGUUGCGGGCACAGCGACGGCCGCGUAGUUGUGUUUAAAUAUAUUUGUUUUUCUUUUUUGUUAAUGCUCAGUUAUUAUGUUUUAAAAGUCUAGUCAUCAAGUUAUGAUUAUCAAUGGGAAUAGAAAUUGUUUAGCGUCUGUUUAUAUCUAUGUAUGUUCAUUUAUGUACAGAUUUUAUUGAAAACUAUUAGAAUCUAAUUUUGAGUUUACUUAUAAAAAAUUUAUAUAUAUAUAUAUAUAUAUCACGAACAUCUGUUAAACUUAAUACCAUGUGUUAAAACUUUUGCUAUAUUUGAUAUGUAUAAUUUUUUUACUAUAUUUUUUUACAUAUAAAUCUGUCGGGAUAUAUAAAAAAACAUAAGUAAACUCAAUGAAUGAAUGAUCAUAAGUAGAUAUUUUGUUCAUUAGAUUCAGUGACAAUUUAUUACAGAUUAUAUAAAAGUUGUAUAGUCUAUAACGCACAUAAAGAUCUACAGGUACAAUAUAUGUAUGUUAAAGGUUUAUUUAUCUGUGGACGUAAUUGAUGGAUUUGUUGCUCGCCUACAAACGGUUAAUUGUUUUAUAUUCCACACAGGUGCGUAUGAUGUCUUAGUUUGUAUAAAUGUAUGAUAUUUGUGAUAAAGGAAAAAAAGCACAAGAUAAAUUUUAUUAAAGCCUAAUGAUUUUAACUUUUAUUUCUCUUAUAUUAGCCCUUAACUCAUACCUGCAUGGAUCUAAGCAGAUUGGAUGUCAAUUACGAAUUGGCGGGAACCUAAGUUUUUUUUUAACAUUAUUAUCUGUAUUUUCCAUAAUUAAUAAUUCUGUUCCAGAAACAGAGUUAGGCGAACAACGCUGACGCUACAUUCCAUAGUAGUUUUUAUAUAUUUUUGUCACCUAACUUGCUUACACUUGGACAUUAGUCAAACAAUUGCAAUCAAUCAAUAAAAAAAUAA